UUGGUUCCAGGGCCUCACGAAGGCUGAGCCAUGGCGUCCCUGCAAACCUUUGCUCUUGGUGCCGCGCCGGCGCCGCCGGCGCCUUCGCGCGGGGGUGUCGCAUUGGGCCGCAGGGUGGAGGUGAAGCCCAUCAGUGCCGGCGACAGCAGUGGUGUCUGGCGUCAGGCGUCCUUGCUUGCAGUGCCAGCUGUGGUGGCAGCCGGCCGCAAGAGAUCGCGGGUGCUGAGGCGGAGUUGGGCCAAAGGCAGAAACUUGGUGGGGACCAACACCAAGGAGACCUCCAACGAGGCACCCAGCGACAAGAGGAUCUCUAUCCUUGGCUCGACUGGCAGCAUUGGCACGCAGACCUUGGACAUUUGCAGACAGUUCCCUGGGCGAUUUAAGCCGGUGGCACUGGCCGCAGGUCGAAAUAUUGAGCUCCUGCUGGAACAAAUCAAAGAGUUUCAACCACAAAUGGUGGCAUGCGAUGAGUCGAAACUCGAGGAACUGAAGGAAGGUGUAAAGGACUUGAAGAUUCCAGACUACGACCCUGAGCUCCUCAGUGGUCCUGAGGGCCAAAUCGAAGUGGCGCGGCAUCCGGACUGCAAGACGGUGGUCACUGGCAUUGUGGGCUGUGCUGGGUUGAUCCCCACCAUCGAAGCCAUCAAGGCGAAGAAAGACAUCGCCUUGGCCAACAAGGAGACCAUCAUCGCGGGCGGCCCGGUGAUUGCUCCUUUGAUCGAGGAAUAUGGCGUCAGCAUGUUGCCUGUCGACUCCGAGCAUUCGGCGAUCUUCCAGUGCAUGCAAGGCAUCCCCAAGGGUGGCGUGAAGAAGAUCAUUCUGACCGGCAGUGGUGGCACCUUCCGCGACAUGUCCCUUGAGGACAUGAAGAAAGAGGAUCCGGAGGUGUUGCGACAGCGUUCCACCACACAUCCCAACUGGGACAUGGGCGCCAAAAUCACAGUGGAUUCGUCCACCAUGAUGAACAAGGGCCUUGAGGUGAUUGAAGCGCACUGGCUGUAUGGCGUGGAAUACGAUGACAUUGAGGUGGUGAUCCACCCUCAGUCGAUUGUUCAUAGCGCUGUGGAAUGCCAGGAUACGGCAAUUUUGAUGCAGACGGGAUGGCCUGACAUGCGUUUGCCCAUCCUCUAUGCCCUGUCGCAUCCCUCGCGCGUGCCGGCGGAUCUGCCGAAUCCUCGUGACGGACGAAACUUUGACGACUGGUGGAUUGGUGAUGGAAAGGAUGGGAAACUCACCUUCGGCAAACCCGAUUUGGAGAAAUAUCCAUGCAUUCGCCUGGCGUACAAAGCGGGUCGCAUUGGUGGCACCAUGCCUGCCAUCCUAUCGGCGGCCAAUGAACAGGCGGUGGAGUUGCUUCUGACCAAGGAAAUCGACUUUUUGGACAUCCCAUCUGUCCUAGAGAAGGUCAUGGAUAAGGCAGAAGCUGAAAAGAAGGCAGACCCCCUCCUUGAGGGAUGGGGCUGGUGCUGCCUGGCUUCGGCUUGGCAUAGUGAUAGCGUGGAGCAAACCUUGCAGAAGUUGAAGUCCUUGAAAUUGAAGGAUCAACGGAGAGCUCUGCGUUUUGUAAUCAAAGGGAAGGACUUCCGCUUCGCCACGUCCAAUGAGGCCAUCGGCUUCCUACAGCCCUUAGCAGAUCAGAACCUGCUGCUGCGUGCGAAGGGAACGACGCCCAGUCCUGAGUGCCCGGCGGCCGUGCCGCACCAUAGUGCCUUGCGAUGUCCGGAAGGACAUGCCAUCCACAGAAAAGGCGACCCCUUUGGGUGGUGGCAGGACAAGAAGACGUGCCACGCCUGCAAUAAAAGCUUUGGGCCGCAUACCAGCUAUUGGCGAUGCACCCACAACUGCAAGUACAAUGUGUGCCACCAUUGUUUUCAGAUGGCUGCAUGCAACGAAGCUCAACAGAUGUUGGAGGGCUCCUACGAUAGCACGGAGUGUGGCAGCGACAGCGCCGAGAGCACGAUGGACUUCAGGGUGUCCUCCGGAGCCUCUGUCGAGACGUGGCACUUUUGGGCCCAUCGGCCCUGGCCGAUGCAGCUGGAGCAGCUGGCGAAGGCGUUUGAGGUGCCCCAUGCAGUGUUGAUCCAUAGUCAGGGUUUAGAGCUGGAAGUGAUCCAAUCCAUCUCGCAGUUGCAGGCCUUGCCGGGCACCGCGCAGCUCACCCUGGAGACACCCGAAGCCUUGCUGGCGCAGCUGCUGCGGGACACCACGGCACUGAGGCACCUGGUGUCCACGUUGCAUCUCGGCCUGGACGUCGGAUCUGGGGAAAUUACAGCGAACAACGACCUGAGGUGUGCAUCGGAGGAGCUGGCGGCUGAAGGAAUCCGGCAGGAUGCCCUCCGCAGCCUGCUGAUGCACCUCACCGACGCCGACAGCUCCACGGUGCCCCUGGCGGCUGCAGGACUCUGCGCGCUCUUCAAGUGCCAGGUGGGCACAGUUCGGGCACAACUACUGGAUCUGUGGCCCGAGUUUGGCACACCAUUGAUGUCAUGCUUGAUGCGCGACAGCAGCGACGGAGUGGCUCCAGUUCUGAUGUGGCUCCUGCAGGAGCUUGAAAUCGCCGUCGACACGUUUCACAAAGUUGCCGUGGAGCUUGAAGGCGGCUACCUGACCCUGUCGCGUCGCCAUCCAGCCGCCCUGCAGCUGCUGCUGCAGCGGGCGGAAGGGCUGGGCGCUGAGCACCUGGUCGAGGCCAUCGAGCAGCAGUGUCCCGAGAUCAAGGUGGAAGGCUUGGAUUCCGAGUUGCUGAAGCUGUUGUUGGCUUCUUGGCCCUCGGAUGCUUCAGUAGCCUUCGGGCAUUCCUGCGGUGGUUCACAGAAGUUGGUGCAGCAGGGAAAGUGGUUGAAGGAAGAGGAGCAGCACUUCGUGUCGCAGCUGCAGCAGAAGCUCCGCUGCGCCGUGCGCUCGUUGAAGGCCAUGGUACCCUUGGUGUCCCUGGGAGAUGCCCAGCUGGAGAAGAGCUUGCAAAAGAUCGUGGUGGAUGGUUGGGAUUCCACAGAAUGGCCUGAUGGUCAAAAUCUCUUGCACUUCCUUUGCGAGCACCAUGGCGACGCCUCUGCGGUGCGCUUGGCGGCGGAGCUCUGUCCCAACUUGGAGGUGCGUGAUGGGCAAAACUUGCGGGCCAUGGACUAUGCUCUGAGGAAUCCCAAUUCAGCAGUGGCUGAGCAGCUCCUUCUGGUGAGCCAAGAGCGCUUGGGCCAAAGUUUCCUCGAGGAGCACCAGUCGCAUGCUACCGGGGGCGGUGAUGAAUUGCCACUGGAAGAGGAGGAUGUGCUGAAAGAAGAUGUCUUCAAGACGGACAAGGACGUUCCUGAGGUGCUGAACGUCGGCGGAACUGGACUGGAAACCGAUCAAAGGGACGAUGAUCCCAGUCACAACAGGGCGACCAGCACGACCAUUGGUCGCGGCCGCCAUGCCGUCACCCCUGAUACUACGGGACGGAACGCCGGAGAGCGCCUGGGACGGGAUCGGGUGGGGAUCAUUGGGGAUAUGGGAUGGAGAUGCGUUGCCGCCGUGGCAACGAAGGAGUCUAUCAAUGGCCAGGAAUUUGAUGGAGUUUGUGACCUCAAGCAGGAGGCCAAUGGGUCUAAUGAUAUCGAGGAGGUGAAAGUGGAGGAGGUGAAGGAGGGUGUUGAGGAGGAACUGAGCCUGUGGACCCGAAAGAACUUUGGUAUUCCAUUCACGGGCUUCAUUUGUGGUUAUAUGCUCGGUCUGCUCAUGGGCACACGCUAUGGUUUCUUCUUGGGUUAUCUGGGACUGGAGCCAUAUGUCAUGUUGGCUGCAGGGAGCAUUAUGAGAAUCCCGGAAGUUUUGCUUCUACCGCUGGGCAUUCUGACGGAUUCCUUUCCCAUUUUUGGAUUGCACCGCAAGCCCUACUUGCUCAUCGCAUGGGCAAUUGUUGGGACAGCUCUGCUGAUGCUUUCUCUGUGGCCUUUGCCGGACCCCUACUAUUGCAUAGGUCCAGAUGGGAACUACAAUUAUUUGCUACCGCCCUGCAACCCAGGGGCUCAUGAAGCGAAGAACUUCUAUGUCGCUUGCUCGGUGUUGAUUGCCUUUGGCCUCGCUUUGGCGCAGGUCUCAGGGGAUGGUCUGAUCAUUCAGUACUCCCAGAAGGAACCCAUCGAGUCCCGUGGCAAGAUCAAAGCUGAGAUCAUGAUGAUGAUUACCGCUGGAAUGCUGACGGCCAACCUCACCGUGGCCUUUCUGAUGAACAGUAAGGAAUACCUUGGCACCUUUGAUUGGGGACUGGGCUACGAUGGGAUCAUGAUCAUCGCCCUGUCUUUUGUGUGCCUGCUCUUUGUGGCCACUGUCUUCUUCGUCCGUGAGCCCAAGAUGGUGAGGCUACAUCGAUCAAGAUCAACAAUCCGCUCAAAUCUUCGGGAUUCGUGGACGUUGAUGAAAUCUGGCGCCUUCAUGGGGAUUUUGAUGUUUGGCUUCAGCACACAAAUGAUGGUCCACAUCAACACCACCGCUGGACCCUUGGUGAAAUCCCGCUGGGCAGAGGUCAAGGUACUCCCCGCACAGUUGUAUCACAUGGGCAGCAGCGUGGCCGAGAUCGCUGGUGUUUUUCUGGUGAAGAAGUACUUGCUGCAAUCCAGUUGGCGUCGUAUCUUCUUCUCAGCCUGUGUGUUGGCGGUGAUCUUAGAUGCCAUUCCAGCUUUCCUCACCGUCUUCGGCAUUAUUCGCAACCAGUACUUUUACUUGGGCGAAGAAAUUCUAGCAGCAAUACCUAUGGCUGCGAUUAAGCUGGUCUCAGGUUUGGUGCUGAUUGAAAUGGCUGAACCAGGUCGAGAAGGAUUAUCCAUCGGCCUCAUGGGCACGGUGACGCAAGCAAGUGCUCCUUUUGGCACAGCCAUCAGUAAUCAGAUUUUCGCACUUUUCCAUCCGAACUUAUCCGACGUGCGGAACUUUGAGACCGAUUCCGACGCCUUUCGCCGCACGGUGGCAUGGUCAUAUGUCGUGAGUUAUGUCACGACCCUGGCGUCCUUCUUCUUGGUCUUCUUGAUUCCCGACCAGAAAGUGGAAGCACAACAGCGAAAGGAAAAUUGGGGACAUAAAAGAAGCUGCUUGGUGGAUCUUGGAAACCGUGACCAAAAAGACCAGAAGGACCAACUUGGAGUCCACUGCAUGUAUGCCUUGGGUGGGAGGCAAGGGAUGCUGAAUUAUCCAAAUUGGUUGAAGGCCGUGGUGGUCUUGAAGGCCAAGUCUCGUCUCGGGCUUCGUACAAUACGACGUGGUACGCUGCAUGACCUGAGCUUGUUCUUUCAUGCCUCAAGGCAAAUGAUUUGCGGCCUCAGACUGAUGGGCAGCGCAGAUGGCGAGGGUCCAAAAUCGGCCAUGGGACCGGGGCCAUGGGACAGGCCUCCAACUGAGCACGGCGAGGCCGAUCCACCAGGGGGUGAAGGCGACGCGCCACAACGAACGCAGCUGGGCGCGCUGUUCAUGUUGCGAACACGGCUGGCCAAGGCCAUGAAGGAGAACGACCUUCUUCGGGAGAAGGUCGGAGAGUUGGAGCUGCUACGAACCCGCCUGGCGAUUCUUUCGGAGAAGCCCCAGGGGGCCCCAGCAGCCGAGAGAAUUCACAUGGCGCCAGCGCCAGCGUCCGCGACGCCGUCGAGUGCCGAAGGCCAUCAUUCGCUGACAACGGUGAAGGAGUUGAAAGAUUUGCCGACAGGCUGUUUGGAGUCAAGUUCCACGUCCACAGAGGACGGCGAGACGGAGACUGCCAGCCACCCCGAGACAGCCGAUGACGCAGAGCUUCUCGCCGAUGGGACCACAGAGACGGAGAGGAUGGUGGACACUGCACCACCAAUGGCGACGCCGGAAGCGACGCCGGAAGGAAGCGACAUUGUCGCAACCCCAACAAAAGUGCCACCGAAGGGUAAGGGCAAAGGAAAGGGCAAGGCUCCCGCUCCAACCGCUCCAGGGACCCUUUCGGGGUCAGGAAGUGACGCCGGAAAAGGUGAAGCGAAAGGCAAAGCUAAAGGCAAAGGGAAGGUUUCAGCUGUUGAACCCACCAAGCCCGAGGUGAAGCCUGCACAGGACCUGAAGACCAUCCCCUGGACGCGGUAUGUCGUUGGGGCUCAGAUCACCGAGGGCACCAUUUGGGACCAGGUGAACGAAGUCUAUGAGCACGACCAUAUCAUGGAGGCACUGCCCAUGGAUGAGAUCGAGAAACGCUUUGGCAAAGCCACUGGUCAAGGAGUGGCUGUGGUAAAGAAGGAGGUGAAGAAACCCAAGACUGUGAAGUUGUCCAGCAUUGCGCAAGAGCAGCGCUUUCAGAUCGAAGUCUGUCUCCGAACUUUGCCAGUGGGUCUCAACACAGGAAGCAAAGCAGCACGUGCCAUUCAGGACUUGGAUCGCAGCGUUAUGAGCUGCGAAGCCAUGAGUUCACUGCGACGUUUCCUGUGCCCUACAGAUGAGCAGGAGCAGGAAUUGAGGGCCAAACGCCGAGAAAGAUCGGAGACGCCAGAACCUUUGAUUUGGGACCCCGUGGAGCAGUACAUGGAGGAGUUGCUGGUCAUCAGUGGCUGUUCGCUGCGGCUCAGUUGUUGGGAGUUUUUGUACAACCUGUCCGAGCGGCUAGCUCAACUGCAGGAGAAUUUGCAGCGCUUCGAACGUAUGGUGCGUUGCUUUCUGACGUCCACGGAGAUUCCAGUUCUGCUGAGUUUGGUGUUAGCUUUUGGCAACUAUCUCAACGGUGGUAAGAACGAGAAACGAUUGGGACGUGCCGAUGGCUUCCAUGUGGAGCUUUUAGGUCGACCUGGGGGAUUGGACCUGGUGAACGACACCCAGGGCCGUAAUGUGCGCCAAUUGAUCUUUGAGACCUUCUGCGAGAAAUAUCCCAGUCACUCAGAACGCCUUUUCGAAGAAUUGGCGCCUGUGUUCGACUUGGUCCAACGCCGCAUCGGCAAAGAUGCCCAAGGAGUUCCGGCACUAAGGAAAAGUGUCAGGGUGGAGAUCGAAGAUUUGGACAAGCAACUGAGUCAGUUGAAGUCGGAGUUCACAAAGAAACAUCAUGAGAUGAAGGAGUGCCUGAAACUCAUCGACAAUCCCGCCGAAAAGUUUGUGAUCGAGAUCCCGAGAGAGUUCGACGAUGCCAAGCAACAUAUCGACGACCUCAUCCGGAAGAAGGACACCACGCUGCAACAAUUCAAGGUGGUCUUGGCUAACUUCAAAGCUGAGACGUACCGUGGAGAUUCCAUCGUGGUGGACGGCCAACUCAAGGACGGAAAUCCCAAGUCCGAGAUGACCAGCGAAGUGUGGUGCAAAAUUUGGGAUAACUUCUUUGUGCCUCCGGAGCGGGUUCUGAGCUUCGACGCCAAGCGGCAGAAGUCCUUGAUCGAACCGCGCUUCUGCAAGGCACAGGGAAGGGAUGGGCACCGAAGAUGCAGACAAAAAUGA
This is a messenger RNA of Cladocopium goreaui, 7401 nucleotides long. NCBI's taxonomy places the organism in Eukaryota, Dinophyceae, Suessiales, Symbiodiniaceae. The record is from the annotation of a GenBank genome assembly.